GUCUGCGUGUCCACGCGUAAAAUGCAGCCCCGAAUUCCUUGUAGUAGAUGCUGAUAAUAUUGUCGAAUGUAAACAUUGCAAGUGAUUGGAGGAUGGCUUGAAAUAUUUCUGACGUGAAAGGGUUAUGGGUUGAAAAACAUCGGUUCCCUUCGUAAAGGUCGGUCCGGAGAAACAUUUGCUCAAGGGCCUGACGGGUCGCACCGAGGCACCUUUCCAAAGCAUUUGCGUCAUUCGGACGAGCUCUCCUCCAAGUACUUCCGGGUCAUGUCGCUCGGAUAGGAAAGGAAAGUUCCUGAUCGACGAAACGAGGAUGAGUCAUCGCGUCCCGUUGGAGUUUCUCGGCCUAGCUUAGCCUAGCUUAGCUUAGCUUGCUAGCCGCCAACAAAGAGACGCGUUUGCGAUCCACAACACAUCGCAAAGUUGUGUUAAGCGCGUGAGCAAGAAAGACGGCGGAGUGCUCGGGAGAGCUUUGUGGGCCAGAAGACGACAAGAACAAGCUUCAACGCGAAGUGCUGGAUGCUGUUAGCAAGAUGGAGCCUCGAGCUGUUGUGCGACACAGAGCAGUAGCUGAAUUUCCAACGGCGCCCCGCAGGUUGACGGCGCCGGUGGCGGACGUCGUUAACCCGGGCCACGACCGAUCCGACAUCGCUGAAGAUCUUCGCCCUGAGCGGAAGGACCCAGAGCCCCCUCACAUUAAAGAGGAAGUGGGAGAAGAGGAGGUCCCCCAAAUCAAAGCGGAAGAGGAAUUGGAGCCCAUUUCGAUGAAAAAAGAGGAGUGCCCCCACAUCAAACAGGAAGAAGAGGACGAUAUCGCAAAGUUUCCAUCGACUGAUGUCCCUUUGAAGAUUGAAUAUGAAGGUCAAACUGAGGAGAGCAGAGGAGCGCAGCCUCUUAGCAGCAGCAGCAGCUCAAGUCAACACAUGACAACAGAAGGCGAUGGAGAAGACCACUGUGGAGGAUCACCAGCAGACGGCCUCUUAGCUCCACUGUCAGAUAGUCACGGCACAACAGCACACUCUUCUGACUAUGAUGGUGAUGAAAAACAGUCUGAAGAUGAUAUGACAUAUUGCACUGACAACAAAGGAUGGACAUGUUCUCAGUGUGGGAGAACUUGUGUUUAUAAGAGCAAUUUGAAACGACACAUGAGAAUAGACACUGGAAAGAAGCCAUUUGCCUGUUCAAUUUGUGGCAAAGUAUUCUCUGGACAGGGAACCUUAAAAAUAUGCACAAAAACCCACACUGGAGAGAAACCGUUUUCCUGCUCAGAUUGUGCUCAAGGCUUCUCUCUAAAGGGACACUUAAAAAGACACACAAAAACACACACUGGAGAGAAACCUUUUUCCCGCUCAGUUUUUGGUCAAAGUUUUUCUGUAAAGGGACACUUAAAAAGACACACAAAAACACACACUGGCGAGAAAUCCCUUUCCGGCUCAGACUGUGGUCAAAGCUUCUCUGUAAAAGGAAAUGUAAAAAUACACACAAGAACACAGACUGGAAAGAAAACGUUUCCCUGCUCAGUUUUCGGUCCAAGCUUCUCUGUAGAGGGACACUUAAAAAGACACACAAGUGCACACGCUGGCGAGAAACCUUUUUCCUCCUCAGAUUGUGCUCAAAGAUUUUCUGUAAAGGGAAAUUAAAAAAAAAACGAGAACCCACAGUGGUGAGAAACCUUUUUCCUUCUCAGUUUGUGAGAUUACAAUGACAGGGCAUAUAGAGUCCCCUCCCAAAGUACUCGAAUGGCAAGUUCCAUUCCUUUGUUUUUGUUGCAUGCUGAAGACAUUUGGGUUUCAGAUCAAAAGAUGAACAUGAGAAAAAAAGUUGAGAAUUCAAGCUUUCAUUUGAUGGUAUUUACAAGUCGAUGUCUUGAACAACUCGGGACGGAGCGCCUUUUGUUUGAAGCCACCCGCUUUUCAAGUGAGCAAAAGCAUGUGAACAUUAGCCAUCCAUCCAUUUUCAACACCACUUAUCCCGGCUAGGGGCGCGGGGCGCGGGGCGCUGGAACCUAUCCCAGCUGACGACACCCUGAACCGGUCGCCAGUCAGUCGCAGGGCACAUAUAGACACGGACAACCAUUCACAGUCGCAUUCGCACCGUCACUGAGUGGGAACUGAACUAUUGGUAAAAUUAGUAAUUUACCAAUUUCUCCAAAAUGUAUUUUUAUUGGAAAUAACUGAUCGUUUCACUUUCUUGAACAAAUAUUACAUAAAACUCAACUUGAAAUGAAGACCCAUAUUUCCUCUCAGCAAUGUAUGUAUUGUGCAAUGUUUUAGUGAUGUGACUGUCAAAUAAGUGAACGAUUGAUUGAAAUAGACUGAAGAAACUGACUUUUGCUACAAAAAAAACCGAAAGUGUUAUUGUGAUCUAAAAUAAAAUGCACCUCUUCAAACGGUGAGAGUAACUCAAUUUCCUUGCAUAUCAAAUCCAUUUUCCCCAUUGAGAAGAAUUGAAACUCCUUCGAUCCAUUUGAAACCCUCCAAAAACAAAACGCUGGCAACACAAAGCGAACACUGUCCUAAGCAAUAAGGCCCACAUACAAAAACUGCUCAGCUGGGGCACUGGUACGUCGAGGUAGCGCUGUACUCGGCUGACUUUGGCUCUCGGUCAUGUCAUGGCUUGGGCUUGCGUGGCUUCUUCUGGAACGGGCUCACUUGUCUCGAUUGAUAAAACUCAGGAUAGUAGCGCCAGAAUGAAUUCUGAGGUCUACGAAACCAAGAUAGUCUGGCAGUUUACCAAAAAAUGGAUCCAAACUAAUUGGGAGACGCUUCACCACGCAACAAGACAAUGACCCAAAACACACUGCCGACACAACAAAGGACUUCGGAAGGUCUGAGACUGGCCAAGUCAAUCACCAGACCUUAAGUCUGAGGUCCUGAGCACUCUGGAGAAGGUUUUCAUCCAGGAUAUCCCUGGACCAGUUCUGAGGACCCGGGUUCGAUCCCCGGCCCCGCCUGUGUGGAGUUUGCAUGUUCUCCCCGUGCCUGCGUGGCUUUUCUCCGGGCACUCCGCUUUCCUCCCGCAUCCCAAAAACAUGCAUGAAUUGGAGACUCUAAAUUGCCCGUAGGUGUGACUGUGAGUGUGUGAAUGGUUGUUUGUUUAUGCGUGCCCUGCAAUUGGCUGGCAACCGGUUCAGGGUUCAGGGUGUAUACGAAAGCAUUGGACAAACCGCAUGCAUUGCUGUAAGUAUUUUUGCAACAGUGCUCUUCCGUCACAGUCUGGUUUGGCGCUGCUACAAAAAAGGACAAACGCCGACUUUGACGGACAAUCAAAACUGCCGAAAGGAUCGUCGGUACCCCCCUACCCACCCGUGAGGACUUGCACGCUGCCAGAACUAAGACAAGGGCGUGCAAAAUCCUCUCGGACCCGCCGCACCCCGGUCACCGGCUCUUCCGGCUCCUUC
Phyllopteryx taeniolatus (common seadragon) is the source of this 3397-nucleotide messenger RNA. Its product is annotated as gastrula zinc finger protein xLCGF3.1-like. NCBI's taxonomy places the organism in Eukaryota, Metazoa, Chordata, Actinopteri, Syngnathiformes, Syngnathidae. Bases 531 to 1637 code for a protein of 368 amino acids. The transcript has 3 exons. The record is from RefSeq and is a predicted model, not a curated record.